Molecule: messenger RNA, 651 nt
Organism: Emiliania huxleyi CCMP1516
Lineage: Eukaryota; Haptophyta; Isochrysidales; Noelaerhabdaceae
Exons: 2
Coding region: 1-651 (216 amino acids)
Molecular function (GO): nucleic acid binding; zinc ion binding
Source: RefSeq, a predicted model, not a curated record
AUGGAGCACCAAUACUUACUUUCUUUCUUUGAAAAAAGCGUCUCCCUCCUCACCGGGUACGUAGUCACAGACAAGGACCUGGCGAGCGGGGGAUCGGUCUUCGAGGGCGCAGUCUACGGCCGGAACCCGUCGACAGUCAAGUGCGUGCGACAGGCCAAAGACGACCCGGGCAGCCUCCACCAUGCCCUCAAAUCUGGCGAGCGGAGCCAGGUCGUCCAGCAUCUCCGCAAUCUGGGCAAAGACUACCGGGAGAGGGACAUGCUGGCCGAGGCCUCACUCAUCCUCGAGUUCUCGUCUGGACUGGGCGACAUCACGGAGGACAAGCAGUUCUUCUCCUACAUCGAGCGAUUCUUCCGCAAGUACCCGGGGCGCGGCCUGCCGGAGCUGCCGCUCGACCGCAUCCUUCGCGACGACGUCUACCGCGAGCAUGAGAGGUCAGUCGAGUCGUUCAAGAAGGAGCUGGCCGAGCUCGCCAAGCGCGUCACCAAGGCGGAGGCGGCCGCGGCGGAGGCCCAGCGGGCGGCCGAGGAGGGGAAGCGGUCGGGCAAGUCCGGCGUCAAGACCUGCUUCUGGUGCGGCGAGGAGGGGCACGUCAAGCCUGAUUGCCCCGUCUUCAAAGCCGAUUUGCCGAAGGUCAAGAAGGGCAACUGA